Heterocephalus glaber (naked mole-rat) is the source of this 1125-nucleotide messenger RNA. RefSeq names its product olfactory receptor 4B1-like. Gene Ontology annotation, cellular component: membrane. Gene Ontology annotation, molecular function: olfactory receptor activity; G protein-coupled receptor activity. NCBI's taxonomy places the organism in Eukaryota, Metazoa, Chordata, Mammalia, Rodentia, Bathyergidae. The record is from RefSeq and is a predicted model, not a curated record. Gene Ontology annotation, biological process: G protein-coupled receptor signaling pathway.
AUGGGGAUGGGCCUGGGGACUGCGACCGCGGACUGUGAGCUGGGGCUGACAGCACAGCGAGAGAGGGUGCGCAGGGAAGACGGGUGGGAGGUGAUGAUGACCGGGCGCGGGAGAGAAAGGAAGGCGUGGAUUAAAGCUGAUGUGGAAGCUCCCAGUUUCGAGAUACAUCAUUUUGAUGUGCUUGAGAAAUUCAACGCCUCUCUUUCCAGUACGAAAGCUGGGCUAAUUCAAAGCUGGCUGCCAACCUGGACCCAUAGCGGGCACCUCACCAUCACGAUGGCCUACAAGAAGCAGCCUAUGAGUUCAGGAUCUCUCAGUAGUUUGAGCACCAGAAGAAGUGUCAGUCAGAGCCUGCGCUCCCCCAUGUACUUCUUCCUGGGCUACCUGUCCCUGGUGGAGAUCUGUUACUCCUCCACUGUGGUGCCUAAGUUCAUCGCGGAUCUGCUCGCCAAGGUUAAAACCAUCUCCUUCAAGGGCUGCCUGGCUCAGAUAUUCUUCUUCCACUUCUUUGGGGUCACCGAGACCCUCCUGCUCACGGUGAUGGCCUAUGACCGCUACGUGGCCAUCUGCAAGCCCCUUUACUACACAACCAUCAUGAGCCGAGCUGUGUGUCACCACCUGGUGGCCGGGUCCUGGCUGGGGGGCUUUCUUCAUUCCAUAAUUCAGAUUUUCAUCACCAUCCCAUUGCCCUUCUGUGGUCCCAAUGUGAUUGACCACUACUUCUGUGACCUCCACCCCUUAUUCAAGAUUGUCUGCACUGACACUUUUAUGGUAGGAAUUAUUAUGUUUGUCAACAGUGGAUUAUUCUCUGUGUUCUCCUUCCUCUUCUUGGUGUGCUCCUACAUCGUCAUCCUGGUCAGCCUGAGGAACCAUUCUGCAGAGGGGAGGCGCAAGGCCCUCUCCACCUGUGCCUCUCACAUCACGGUGGUCAUCUUGUUUUUUGGACCUGCCAUCUUCCUCUACUUGCGUCCUGCCUCCACCUACACCGAAGAUAAGCUGGUGGCUGUGUUCUACACAGUCAUCACUCCCAUGCUGAACCCCAUCAUCUACACACUCAGAAAUGCGGAGGUGAAAAUCGCCAUGAGGAAGUUGUGGGGCAAGACUGUGAACUUCAUGGUGAAAUAA